Molecule: messenger RNA, 1067 nt
Organism: Myotis brandtii (Brandt's bat)
Lineage: Eukaryota; Metazoa; Chordata; Mammalia; Chiroptera; Vespertilionidae
Product: ribonuclease 4-like
Exons: 2
Coding region: 120-560 (146 amino acids)
Molecular function (GO): nucleic acid binding
Source: RefSeq, a predicted model, not a curated record
AUAUAAUUAGAACCAGAAGGAACCAGUGCACACAGCUGGAACUCUUCUCCAGGAGCAAAGAGGUGGAAACCAUCUUCAGUUGGAGGGACUCUUCCCGAUUUGGCACCUCCAAGUCAGUGAUGGCUCUCCAGAAGACCCUUUCAUUGCUUCUGCUCUUGCUGCUGACCCUGCUGGGGUUGGGGCUGGUGCAGCCCUCCUAUAGCGAGACCAUGUAUGAACGAUUCCUGCGGCAACACGUGGACUUUCCAGCGACAGGUGGCACCAACUUGUACUGCAACAGGAUGAUGCAAAUACGGGGGAUGACUACCCCUAGUUGCAAGAAAUUCAACACCUUCAUCCAUGAAGACAACAGCACCAUUGAUAGCAUCUGCAUCACCCCCAAUAUCCUGUGCAAGAAUGGCAUGAUGAACUGCCAUGCGGGUGUAGUGAGAGUCACAGAGUGCAGAGAUACAAGAAGAACCCGGCCCCCCAACUGUUCAUAUCAUGGCAGUGCCAGCACUAGGCGUGUUGUCAUUGCCUGUAAUGGUAACCCCCCGCUGCCUGUGCACCUUGACAGAUAGAUACUACCCUGCAGGGGUUAUGGUCCCGUGGUUGACCUUUAACUUACUCCUUGAAUAGCAAUGAGUAAUGCAUUUGAGCUAUCUCAGGCUCUGCCUCCUCUACUUAUGCCUACUUCUUUUUCUCUAUAUAAUCCAUUCCGUUAAAUGAAUAAAAGGGAAUGGAGACAUAAACGUAUAAUGGGACUGGGCUUUCUGUAAUAAAAAUUUUCUAUAGACUCUUCUGCUUCCUUUUAUAAUACUGGUCAGCUUAGCUCUCUCAAAUCCUAUCCUCUGCAAUGUAGUCAUUAUAUGUAUGAUAUAGCAUUACAAGUAUUUUAAGGUGCUUCCAUCUCAGUUAUCUUAUUUUAAUACCACCACACCUCUGUGAUGCUGAUGUGGCUACAUAUAGAGACCAAAGUUAAAGGAUUUGCUGAAGAUCAUGAAGUUAGUGGAAAUGCUGAAGCAAAAAAUCCACUUCAACUGGCUACUAAUCCAGGACUUUUCCUAUCUCAUCACAGGGAGUGCUUU